AAAGGUCUAACUUCAACAUCCACUGCUCGCAGUAUAUUUAAAGUACCUGACCAUCUACGCUCCGUGAAUCCGAGUGCUUAUGAUCCAUUCAUAAUUGCAAUUGGCCCUUAUCACCGAAAGAAUAAAGACUUUUCGAUGAUGGAAGACCACAAAAUGCGGUUUAUGAAACACUUUCUCAAACGAAGAAGUGAACGGGAAGAAGAUGUGAAAAAGUAUGUCGAAGCCUUGAGGGCUCUGGAAAAGGAAGCUCGUGAUCAUUAUGCAGAUGGUGAUGAUGAAGGUAUAACAUCUGAUGAAUUUCUGACAAUGAUGUUGCUUGAUGGUUGCUUCAUCCUUGAGCUGCUUCACAGGUUUAUGGAAAAGCUGAGGCCACGGACAGACAGUAAUGAUAACCAAGAAAGAGGCACUUUAUUUUCGGGUUUGAUCAUCAAGAGAUUGGGCCGUGAUUUGUUAUUAGUUGAAAAUCAACUCCCCUUCUGUGUUCUUCAAAAGUUGUUUAGCAUAACUGCUAGAGAAGGGAACUAUAGUCUCGAGGAUAUGAUUUUGUGUUUCUUCUCUUAUUCUCGCAAAAGAAAUUUGGGGUCCAUAAAUUGUGGCACUUGGCGGAUCAAACCUCCACCAUCUCAAAACAAUGGGAAGUUCAACAGCAACCGCAAUACAAAAAAUAUGAAGUUCAUGCGUUGCGCCACAGAGCUUAAGGAGGCAGGAAUCAAGUUUAGAAAAGGUAAGGAAGAUAGCUUGUUUGCUAUUAAGUUUAAAAAUGGAGUAAUGGAAAUCCCACGAUUAGAAAUUAGAGGAGAAACCGAGUCUAUCUUCCGAAAUCUCAUUGUCUAUGAGAAUUACUCUACAAAUGAAAAUGAGAUUAAUACUAAUAGUAACAUGUCAUCAGUGAUUAUAUGA
Molecule: messenger RNA, 900 nt
Organism: Pistacia vera
Lineage: Eukaryota; Viridiplantae; Streptophyta; Magnoliopsida; Sapindales; Anacardiaceae
Product: UPF0481 protein At3g47200-like
Exons: 2
Source: RefSeq, a predicted model, not a curated record